AUGAGCCCAAAACACGUCGUCUUCAAGAAGUUUUUGCGAGACAAAUCGAUUGGUGUGUACAUGGGGAAGAGGGACUUUGUGGAUUACUGUGAUUUUGUGGAACCCAUAGAUGGCGUUGUCGUCGUUGACCCUGUACUACUCAAAGGGAAAAAAGUGUAUGUCAGCAUAUCCUGUACCUUCCGCUACGGCCCAGACGACCAGGAGGUCAUCGGUAUAAAGUUUUGCAGGGACAUCUACAUGUGCACCCAUCAGGUGUACCCUCCCUUGCUGGACAGAGACAAGGGCAUCCACACCAGGACGCAGGAGAGACUGCUGCAUAAGCUUGGGCAGAAUGCUCACCCAUUCUUCUUCGAGUUACCAGACAACCUGCCGUGCUCCGUGUGUCUACAGCCAGCUCCUACAGAUGUUGGGAAGUACUGUGCUGUGGAAUUUGAAGUCAAGGCUUUUGCUGCAAAGGAUAAGGAAGAUCAAGUCCAAAAACGGAACUGUGUGAGCUUGGCAAUACGCAAGGUGCAAUAUGCUCCAGACCAGGGUGGUGCCCCUCCCUCAGUGGAGACCAUUCAUGACUUUUCUACACCUGACAAGCCUCUCUAUCUGAAAGCCAGCUUGGAGAAGCAGACUUACUAUCAUGGGGAGCCAAUUAAAGUGCAAUUGAACAUCAACAACAACUCCAACAAAACAGUGAAAAUCAUCAUAAUUACAGUGGAGCAGGUGGCUAAUGUGGUGCUGUAUUCUAAUGACAGCUACAUGGAAAUUGUGGCCACAGAGGAGCCUUUGGACACAGUGGAUCCUGGUGACAGCCUGGACAAGGAAUAUUCCAUCCUGCCCCUCCUGGCUAAUAACCGCCAUAAGAGGGGUAUAGUUCUGGAUGGGAAGCUGAAACAGGAAGACACCAACCUUGCCUCUUCAAGCAUUAUUAAAGAUGAAGUCCUGAAAGAGGUUCUGGGAAUCUUGGUGUCCUAUAGGCUGGUGGUCAAGCUCAUCGUUGGCGGGUUAUUUGGAACCAGUGACGUCCAAGUGGAGCUGCCUUUCCAGCUGAUGCACCCCAGACCUGACCUAGAGAAAGAAAGUGACCAGGAGGAGGUGGACUUCCAGGACUUCAAGCGCCAGGACUCCAAAGAGAUGGUCAAUGAUGAGGAAGAAGAUGUGCCGCCUGUCGGGGAAUGAGGGGCCCUGGGUGUGCUGUCACCUUGAGGAAUGUCCCCUCAAGAUAAAUGCCAGCGCUUCAGUGGCUUCGCAGAGGGUUAGGCAGGUAGGAGUAGGAUUAGGUCGCUAAUCCUAUAGCUCACAGCUGCUGUCCCCUUAUCCAUAAAUUGAGACUUUAAUAUGACCCGUGAGUCUUCUUCUUCUUCCCAGUGAGUGGUGGCCAUUUUGUGCAGGUAGACUUACAGCCCUAUUAUUGAAAGUAGUUAAAGAAUUACUAUGCUC
This is a messenger RNA of Paramormyrops kingsleyae, 1428 nucleotides long. RefSeq names its product S-antigen; retina and pineal gland (arrestin) a (gene saga). Gene Ontology annotation, molecular function: G protein-coupled receptor binding. Lineage: Eukaryota; Metazoa; Chordata; Actinopteri; Osteoglossiformes; Mormyridae. Gene Ontology annotation, biological process: G protein-coupled receptor internalization; signal transduction. Gene Ontology annotation, cellular component: photoreceptor inner segment; photoreceptor outer segment. The record is from RefSeq and is a predicted model, not a curated record.